GCCCAGGACCUGCCGAGCGCAGGGUAGGGCGCUGAGCGCGGGUACUGCGCGGUCGCUCCGGCUCCGGCUGCUCCGCGGGGCUCGGCGCGCGGAUUCCGCCCAGCAUGGCGGUGGAGGAAGAGGGGCUCCGGGUCUUCCAGAGCGUGAAGAUCAAGAUCGGUGAAGCCAAAAAUCUUCCCACUUACCCGGGGCCAAACAAGAUGCGAGAUUGCUAUUGCACCGUGAACCUGGACCAAGAGGAGGUUUUCAGGACCAAAAUUGUGGAGAAAUCACUCUGCCCCUUCUACGGAGAAGACUUCUACUGUGAAAUUCCUCGGAGCUUUCGCCACCUGUCGUUUUACAUUUUUGAUAGAGACGUUUUCCGGAGGGAUUCAAUCAUUGGGAAGGUGGCCAUUCAGAAGGAGGACUUACAGAAGUACCAUAACAGGGACACGUGGUUCCAGCUGCAGCAUGUCGACGCCGACUCAGAAGUACAGGGCAAGGUCCACCUGGAGCUGAGGCUGAGUGAAGUCAUCACUGACACGGGUGUCGUCUGCCAUAAGCUGGCCACGCGUAUCCUCGAGUGCCAAGGCCUCCCUAUCGUGAAUGGGCAGUGUGAUCCUUACGCCACUGUGACACUAGCAGGACCAUACAGAUCGGAAGCAAAGAAGACGAAAGUGAAAAAGAAGACCAACAACCCUCAGUUUGACGAAGUGUUUUAUUUUGAGGUGACCAGACCCUGCAGCUACAGCCGAAAGUCCCAUUUUGACUUUGAGGAGGAGGACGUGGACAAACUUGAAAUCCGAGUUGACCUCUGGAACGCCAGUAACUUGAAAUUUGGAGACGAGUUUCUGGGAGAACUCAGGAUUCCCCUGAAAGUGCUGCGGCAGUCCAGCUCCUACGAAGCGUGGUACUUCCUGCAGCCCCGAGACAACGGCAGUAAGAGCCUGAAGCCAGGGGAUCUAGGGUCCCUGCGGUUGAACGUGGUUUACACAGAAGACCAUGUCUUCUCUUCUGACUACUAUAGCCCCCUGCGGGACCUUCUGCUGAAGUCUGCGGACGUGGAGCCCGUCUCGGCAUCCGCAGCCCACAUCCUGGGCGAGGUCUGCAGAGAAAAGCAGGAGGCGGCCAUCCCACUGGUCCGGCUCUUCCUGCACUACGGCCGGGUGGUGCCCUUCAUCAGUGCCAUUGCCAACGCUGAGGUCCGGAGGACGCAGGACCCCAACACCAUUUUCCGAGGAAACUCGUUGACAUCCAAGUGCAUUGACGAGACGAUGAAGCUGGCGGGAAUGCACUACCUGCACGUCACCCUGAAGCCCACCAUCGAGGAGAUAUGCCAGAGCCACAAGUCCUGUGAAAUUGACCCUGUGAAAUUAAAAGACGGUGAAAACCUUGAAAACAACAUGGAGAACCUGCGGCAAUACGUUGACCGCAUCUUCAAUGUCAUCACCAAGUCGGGGGUGAGCUGUCCAACUGUCAUGUGUGACAUUUUUUUCUCUCUCCGAGAGGCAGCUGCCAAGCGCUUCCAAGAUGACCUGGAUGUGAGGUACACGGCUGUGAGUAGCUUCAUUUUCUUGAGAUUCUUCGCUCCUGCCAUCCUGUCUCCCAACCUCUUCCAGCUCACGCCUCACCACACGGACCCACAGACUUCUAGGACGCUGACACUUAUCUCAAAGACUAUUCAAACUCUUGGCAGCUUAUCCAAGUCAAAGUCUGCCAGUUUUAAAGAAUCCUACAUGGCUGCAUUUUACGAAUUCUUCAAUGAGCAGAAAUAUGCUGAUGCAGUAAAAAAUUUCUUAGAUUUGAUCUCAUCCUCUGGGAGAAGAGACCCCAAGAGCGUGGAGCAGCCCAUCCUGCUUAAGGAAGGGUUCAUGAUUAAGAGGGCACAAGGACGAAAGCGCUUUGGAAUGAAGAAUUUUAAGAAAAGAUGGUUCCGCCUGACAAACCAUGAAUUUACCUACCAGAAAAGCAAAGGAGACCAGCCUCUCUACAGCAUUCCCAUUGAGAACAUUCUGGCAGUGGAGAAACUGGAGGAGGAAUCCUUCAAGAUGAAGAACAUGUUCCAGGUCAUCCAGCCUGAGCGAGCGCUGUACAUCCAGGCCAACAACUGUGUGGAGGCCAAGGCCUGGAUCGACAUCCUCACCAAAGUGAGCCAGUGCAACAAGAAGCGCCUCACCGUCUACCACCCCUCCGCCUACCUCAACGGCCACUGGCUGUGCUGUAGGGCCACCUCGGACACGGCCCCUGGCUGCACCCCCUGCACUGGCGGCCUCCCAGCAAACAUCCAGCUGGACAUCGACGGGGACCGAGAGACGGAGCGCAUCUACUCCCUGUUCAACUUGUACAUGAGCAAACUGGAGAAGAUGCAAGAGGCCUGUGGGAGCAGAUCUGUGUACGAUGGCCCCGAGCAGGAAGAGUAUUCGACGUUCAUCAUCGAUGACCCCCAGGAGACCUACAAGACACUGAAGCAGGUCAUCGCUGGGGUUGGGGCCUUGGAGCAGGAGCAUGCCCAGUACAAAAGGGACAAGUUCAAGAAGACCAAGUAUGGGAGCCAAGAACACCCCAUUGGAGAUAAGAGUUUUCAAAGCUACAUCAGGCAGCAGUCGGAGGUCUCCACCCAUUCCAUUUAGAGCCUGCAGUACGUCCCAUCCUAGGAUGGCGCCCUGAGCUGCACCAGGAAAGCCACAGUCUUUGGGAAAGAGAAGGGAGAGAAAGAAGGCAGAGCGAGCAAGCAACGGGAUUCACUUUAUCCGCUCGCUUAGAUGACAAGCAUCAAGCUCAUGGAACUUCCGAGACUCUCUAGGAGCCGUUUUCGUGGUUGCCAUGCACUUUAGUCACGCUGAUGGGCAGGUGCUCUGUCUGAGCUGGCCUUUCUGGACCGAGGCGCUGGCGGGGCCUUGUCCUUUGCAGAGCGUGCGCUUCUGUCUCGUGUGCACUACUGCCUCUGCUGGUCUCUUCGAUGUCUGCACCGUGGAGCCGUCUGGCACUCUUAACAUUCUGCUUCAGCACAGCUGGGACAUUAUGAGCAUUACGCUUUUCCUACAAGCCUGCUGUCCCAGUGGCCAUGGGCAGGUGACCUCUUGGUUUCAGCUUUUGAUGUUGGUGUUGUUCAUGGCUGGAGGGUCAGUUUUGUGGCCAGGAUGUGCAGAACUGCACGGAGAUCUCAAUUUGAGGAUGCUCUUGAUACUUUGGGAGUACGAGGUCUUUCUGCAGAGAAUUCCUAUUGGGGAGUGGUGUUCCAGAUUCCCCUCCCAGAGGUUAGAGUCCCAGCCUUGCUGACUGCUGAGACUCGCCCGCAGUCUGCAGAAGUCCCUGGAGCUGGUGACAGGCCGAGCUGGGCGUCCGCCCAGCCCCCACUUUAAGCACACAUUGUGUUGUUUUGCUGCCAGUGGGGUGUAAAAGUAGAGUCCACAUUUGCCACCCCUUGUGGAAGUUUGGAGAAGAUUUUAAAAAUAGAAACGUGUAUUAUUUUCAAGCUGUUUUUCUUAACGUUUUUAAUUAGCUCUUUGAUAUAAAGUAACUCAGAACAUUCAAACUUGGACUUAUUAAAGGGAAGGGUGCCACAGUAGGACAAAAAAGGGAAUGGGUUGCAUUGCAUGGAAGCCAGUUACAGGUCCUCCAAAGAUGACAAAGGAAGGGAAGAAGUCCUGAGCUCGAAAUGGGAGGUGCUCAGCUGUGCAGACGCCUCCUGGGCCCCAGGAGCAGUAUUGCAUGUGCUGUGUUUCUGUGAAGCCCUUAGAAGCUAUCAGGGCAGUGGCUGGGCUAUUUUCUGUUGGGGUGGGGGGAGGGGGCGGGGAGGCUAACUCAGGAGGAGCUGUUUGCUGAGUUUUCCCACAGUCCUCACAGCUACGGGCACUGGCUUUGGAAAGCACUGUUGAAACACGCAGGACCAUGUGCCCUUGUGCCCAUCUCUGUUCUUGUUUGCAAGUGUUGUCCUUCAGACUCAUUAAUCUAGAUGGCAGAUAGUAGCAUUACUUGUCACAAAAAGGGUGGAGAAAAAUGUUGCAGAAAAUAAACUUUGGGACACACAGCUAUUAGGCUGCACCGGACUGCAAUUUUUAACAUGGAUUUGUAACUUAAUGUUUCUGUUUAUAAGAUACUAAUGAUUUGUGAUGUAUUUUACUGGCCAAUUAAAACAGACAUUUUAUUCUUU
Pteropus alecto (black flying fox) is the source of this 4132-nucleotide messenger RNA. RefSeq names its product RAS p21 protein activator 3 (gene RASA3). Gene Ontology annotation, molecular function: GTPase activator activity. Gene Ontology annotation, biological process: negative regulation of Ras protein signal transduction; regulation of GTPase activity; intracellular signal transduction. The record is from RefSeq and is a predicted model, not a curated record. Lineage: Eukaryota; Metazoa; Chordata; Mammalia; Chiroptera; Pteropodidae. Bases 105 to 2609 code for a protein of 834 amino acids. The transcript is spliced from 24 exons.